Molecule: messenger RNA, 1134 nt
Organism: Dipodomys ordii (Ord's kangaroo rat)
Lineage: Eukaryota; Metazoa; Chordata; Mammalia; Rodentia; Heteromyidae
Gene: Asphd1
Product: aspartate beta-hydroxylase domain containing 1
Exons: 3
Coding region: 31-1134 (367 amino acids)
Source: RefSeq, a predicted model, not a curated record
GAGGAGAGAGAUCUUGGAGAGAAGCUGGGGAUGUGGAAGGGAAAUGGCCCAGGGGGAGACCAGGAAGCAGCCAUACAGGGGACAGGUGGAGAGCUAGGGGGACAGGGAACCUGGGGACUGGAAGAUGCCCCAGGACUCUUGGCCAGGGCCUCUUUGCCCAUCAUGCUCUCCUGGCCGCUACCCCUGGCCUCUUCAGCCCUCACUUUGCUCCUUGGAGCCCUCACAUCCCUGUUCCUUUGGUACUGCUAUCGCCUGGGCUCUGAAGACAUGCAGACCCUAGGGGCUGGGAGCCAGGCUAGGGGGGUUAAUGGUGGGUCUGGGGGAUGCCCUGAAGCUGGCAGGCCUGGCCUGAGGAGCUCUGGAGACCCUGCAGAAGGUCCUGGGACAGAAGGCCUAGUGAGCCGUCGACUUCGGGCCUAUGCUAGGCGCUAUUCCUGGGCUGGGAUGGGUAGGGUGAGGCGUGCAGCUCAGGGUAGCCCAAGCCUUGGAGGAGGGUCAGGGGUCUUGGGCAUUCAGCGUCCAGGCUUGCUUUUUCUACCAGACCUGCCUUCAGCCCCCUUUGUGCCUCGAGAUGCCCAGCGGCAUGAUGUGGAGCUUCUAGAGAGCAACUUCCCUGCCAUUUUGCGGGAUUUUGGGGCUAUAAGCUGGGACUUCUCAGGGACUACUCCUCUGCCUCGGGGCUGGUCCCCACCCCGGGCCCCUGGGUGCUACCAGCUCCUGCUGUACCAAGCAGGCCGGUGCCAACCUAGCAACUGCCGCCGGUGCCCCGGAGCCUAUCGGGCACUGAGGGGGCUUCGGAGCUUCAUGAGCGCCAACACCUUCGGCAAUGCUGGCUUUUCUGUCCUUCUACCUGGGGCCCGGCUGGAGGGCUGCUGUGGGCCUACAAAUGCUCGGGUCAGAUGCCAUCUGGGCCUGAAGAUUCCUCCUGGCUGUGAGCUGGUUGUCGGGGGCGAGCCCCAGUGCUGGGCCGAAGGACAUUGCCUCCUGGUGGAUGAUUCCUUCCUGCACACAGUGGCUCACAAUGGCUCCCCUGAAGAUGGGCCUCGAGUGGUCUUCAUUGUAGACCUUUGGCACCCUAACGUGGCUGGGGCUGAGCGUCAGGCCCUUGACUUUGUUUUUGCACCAGACCCUUGA